AUGUCAAGAAGAUCAUUAUCCUUGCCGGGUAGGCCUUCCAGACUUUCUCUGAUUGAGAAGAAAAUGCCGUUAGCAGAACGAAAAAAAGUGCAUUGGUCAACGGAUUUGGAGGAAGUUAUUUAUUUCUCUCCCGACUCUAUGAUCAGGAGGCCCCGGGAUGUUUCAGGAAUGAGGUCCUUCGAUCGGCGAGUGAGAAUGUUACGUUCAAGAAGCGUUUCGGUGAACAAGCGCUUGCCUCUAAAAGCGACUCAAACUUUGACAAGAAGUUUUAACGACGUGAAUUCGAUGCUGAUUCGCACCGGAGUGAAUAUCCUGUCGCAUCAAUUGGAAAGACUAAGAAGCCGAAGCGACAGCUUGGAAAUGUUCGAUCAACAGAGCAACAAUCGAUGGAAUGAACUUUUAGCGUUGUACCAGAAGCAAAUGAGGGAUCAGCUGGCCCAACAGGAAGAAGCAUGGGUCUGAAUUGAAACGAGUUUUCAUUUCGAGUCUACGUUGAUAUUGCUGUGGAAUCGUGACCAUAUUUGGCCAUCAGAUGAAGCGUGGGUAAACGCAUUUCACAACGGUGACGAAACUGGAUCUCAGUGGAUGGAGUUGAAUUUCGAACCAAUUCGUGGGAGAUGAAAGAAGCUUCAGGAACAGAUGGAAAAUGUUUACAUUUUAGCAAAAGAUCGAUAGGAAGCAGAACCGGUGAACUGAACUUUGCACUUCGAUGACAAAAUCGCAUAUUGACAUAUCCUGCUUUUAAUGACAUGAUUUAUCACCGUCAAGUAAAUCAUUUUUAAGCUUUUAUUGGUACAACAACAUAAAAUGGAUAAUUGAGUUUUGUACCUAAUUUAUUCAAAAUUUUAAAUUUACACUUAGAGUUCACAUUAGCAUUGGUAAGUUUGAUGAAUCAUUUUCUCAACGUUUACUUGGGCUUCUGUGCCCUAGUUGUGUUUCCAAAGAAAAUUAUCAUGCGUUUAUGUCUUGCGGUCGAUUAAAAGGAAUGAUGUAAUCUAAAUGCUAUUUUAAAAAAUGACUUUGCUAGAACACUUUUAUAAAUCUUUAUCAGUUUUAGAAGGAAAGUACAUCAAUAUUGAUGAUGUGUUGCGAAAUUUUGUGGCUGCAUACAUAAUUUGUUGUCAGUGGAAAGUAUGAAUUUACCGCUAGACCUUGUGAUGAAAUUUGUUUUUGAGCGCUAGCUAUAGCUGUUAGCUAAUAAAUAAUUGUAACCCUCAAAGACGAGGUUUUCAUAGUUGAUCAUCGAAGCUCAGAUUCAGUGCCAAUCUUGUUAUGAUUUCUACAGAACGUCUCUGUACUGUUCAUUCAAUAAUGUAGUGUCUGUCUGCAGAAAAUAAAAUGCUUCACAAUACUGUUCUGGAUUUUUUGUCGAAGCGUGGAGAAAUUCGUCUAAAAAUGGUCUCUGAUUUAGUCGCAUAGUUAGAAGUCUUGGCAACAAAUUCCAGGCAAGCAAAGGAGACAGCAGAAUUGCUCAACAUAAACAUACUGAAAUGUUCUGUUAUUAUAAAUUAUUAAUUUCUAUCCCAUGACAGAGGGGGGUUACAAGCCUUGUGAAAACCCCCAAUCUUUGCAACGCCCUUAAAGAUAGCGAAUGGCACAAACAUCUUAAUUGUUUAGGUUUCUUUAUUAUCACCAUCGGUGAAUACGAACGAAUCAAGAUGAUUCUACUGUAAUCGAAGAUUCCGUUACGGUCAUGUAACUAAUUUUUAUGCACAGUGCCAUAUCAGGUAAUUGGAAAAGUUUUUUUUUUUCGAGACUUCUAGAAUCAGCUCAAAAUAUCGCUUUCUGAUUAUGGAUGUCAAAGUCUUCUUCAGAAGCCGCGCCCAUGAAAAUGAGAUUAGGUUCACUUGAUUUCCGCUUACAAAAAAAAUAAAAAUGUGAAGGGAGCUGUUUUUUUUUGUUUUGCUCCGACUAGUCAAUAUCCACGGGGUCACUCAAGUAAAAUUAUGAUCUUAUAAUAAUAAUAAUAUUCGGUGUUUGACUUAGACGUGGUCCAGUCAAGGUCAAUAAUCUUGAAGUAUUUACGCCUGUUAUGUUUAAGGUUUUGAUAGCAGCAGCUAAAGAAUUAAGCUCGAGUUAUUCAAGUUUUACAUUUGCAAGAGGAUCUCAAUGAGAUGAUGGCUUUUAUCAGCUAACGGUGCAGAUUUUGCCAAUUAUACGACUGACGGUUAAUUAAUUUUUUUUGAGUUUACUUUCUUUACGACCUCCAGUAAGAUGUCAACUUUUACGUCCAAAGACUACGCCUUUAUGGCGUUUUACAGGUAACGGUUGUCACCAUUGAGUCCCUCUUGAAAUCCAUGUGAAUCCCAUACGUCCUCAUCUGACCUCGUUCCUUUUUUUUCUUUCCUUUAUUUUCUUACACUUAAUUGAAUUUUUGCUCUUUUUUUUAUAGUGGUUUCUGUCGGUGACGAUAUGAUGCUUUUUUCACGGCGCAGAAAGAGGACGCAGAGCUCAUGCAACGGAUUUCUAAAAAUGUCAUGUUUUGGUAUUUUAAUCAAUUGUUUUUAUUUCAAGGUCUAUUAGUCACCACAGUUUAUAUCUUUGGGAAUUUAUGAUGCUGACCUUGGCCAGGACUAACCAAAAAUAUACAAUUGUACUAUCGCAAUAAAUCAUUUUCUAAUUCUUUCCCAAGGGUUUGUCAAGGAUUAUUUGCUUUUCGAGGUGGUUGUCUACAUAAAUCUCAAUUGUUUGUCUUAUUGCCUUCCCCUUUAAGUCUCGGAAGUAUCGGCUCUAGUCAUGUGAGAUCAGGAGAAUUUUAAACGAAAAUUUGUCAAUAAUUUAUCCGUGGCGGACUUUGAACGAUAAAACCGUCAGCAGUUACAGUUGCAGCAGCUGUUGGCUGCACAGUAAGUUCGAAAAUAAAUCCCUUCGAGGCGCAAACUCUCAGAACCUCUGGCUUAGCGCAGUGAGUUUACCUCUUUCUGCUAAUAGCCCAACAAUAGGGUAGGCAAAGUCAGCUUUGUAAUCUUUGUUGGUGCACGAGGAAAAGACGUCUAUUACCCGGACUUUUCGGGUACUAGACGCAUGCUUACACGGCAUCAUCGUAGGAUAUAAGGCCCUAAGUUUAGAGCUCAUUGAGCGAGAAGAUUCUUUCUCUAAACAGCCUAGAGUAUCGAAAAAAAGCUUCAGCAACGUGAAAUAUAAAGAACUUGGAAACCAGUAAGUGCUUAAAGGAUUAUACACGGGCAAGCGUAGCUAUGGAGUUUCUCUUCGAGUGUUCAAUUGGAUAUGUCACGAGUGAGAACAGCGAACGGGUGGGAUAUCGAGUUGAACACGAGAGGAGAAAUUCAAUAUCUAAGAGCAACCAUGUAUUGUUUUGUUCAUGAUAUAAACACCAUAGGCCCUUACUAACAGGGAAAUUCUACAAACGAUCUUCGAUUGAGAAUGGUGAACGCUUUGCCAUUCAUUUAUCAACCUGACAGGGUGGCGCGAAAGGCGAAUGACGUGUCAGCAGCUGAUUGGUGAUAUCAAACACACGUAAACAAUUAUCGUAAUUUUACGCUUGUUCCGUUACGACUCUCCUCCAGGCUGGAAAUACCUGUAAAUCAUCGCAGUUUAUAUGAUAAAUGCAGUUUGUUUAACUUACUCCUGUUGAGGUAUCCCGUGAUACUAAAAACCUUAAUUUCCACUGAUGCCUUGGUGCAGCCCAAAAAACAAAAAAACAAAAAGGAACCAGAUUUUAACUCCUAAGUGUCGAACUUAAUUUGAGAAUGCAAUGAUUUUACUUCAAUAGGCUUUCUGUGAUUGGUCCAGAGAUUUAGCGAUGCCACUUAAACCACAGUCAGAUGCUUAAUUAGAACAAUUUGUGACUUCUUCACUGGCGUUUUCCCGUGCACAUAAAUUCACAUGUUUUCGAUUCGAGUUUUCAUUGGCUCCCCGAGGCACAAAGAUGAUUCAGCUGGUCAAAUAAAUGUGUACAAGAUACUCAACCAGAUUUGCAACCUAUUACUGGAACGGUGAUAGAUGUGGUUGUCAUUACUUGGAAAAACCGAUUGCUACGCUUUUUAGUUUUAAGGCGUGUUUUGUUGGCGCUCAAGACCAGGAGGUAAGUUUGCCUUCGAUAUAUUAAAAUUUUGAGAAUUAAGUGAAGUUUUUACAAUGAACACAACGCAAAGCCAGUAAACCGAAAAGAACUUUUUGCACGCGAUGAUACCGUGUUUGUACCUAAAUAAAAUGGGGGGGCGGACGCGAAAAACAAGAUAUGCACGCAAUGCACACCAAUAUACCACAAAGAGCUAUUUGUCCACGAAGAUACUGUGUAUUGUAACUGAAUAAAAUGGUAGGAAGCUGAACGUAAAAAUAGAUUGUAAAAGGAGAUCGCUGUCAUCAUCUACUGAAACCUUUGUUCAUUCUGAUACUGUGCAAACCUUCCCAUUUGACGAGUGUGGGAUAGAAAUGAGUUUGUGUACCACAGGAGAGUUAUUGUAAAGGUAAAGAAAAUAUUAUAACUUGCAUUCUGCGAAGAUUUGGGCGAAGAAGGCAGAAAGGUCAAAGAGAAAAAUAUCCAGCAAUGGAUGAUGAUAUUCUAUGGUAACCUUUCAGAAGAAUUCGAGAGCAAUUAAUUCAAUAUGUACAGGGCGCAAAUGUUAGAACGAUUUGAAAAAAAAAAAACUCAUUUGUGCACGGGCAAUAGCCAGUGUAUUGACAUAUUUCCUCAUUUUUACCAUUCAAUAGCUAGUAACCUUGGGAACAUUCCAAAUUGAACAACUGAAAUUAGGCUUUAAGCUUUUUUUUUAUUAAAUAGAUCGGUGUUAACAUUUUUAACUACGUAUUCAUCUACUUGCAGUUGUCUCGAUACACAAGUAAUUGGAUACUUAUGCUGUAUAAAUAAUAAAUAUAACGGACUUCUGUGCCUCAAUAAUCAGCCAAUAACAUCAUAUUUUACGAAGGUAAACUAAUGUAUUACAUGAUGCAAUCAAUCGUAAGAAAAACUUGAAGUAUUAACUGAGCUAUUUGCAUUCAUAUCGGAAGUUUUUAAACGGAGUUUUUCUCCGAUUGUGUCUUUCUUAGCAUAGCUCUUGUCACCUUAAUAUAAAUAACUUCGAUUUUUUAUUAAAAAAUGUGGCACCAGUCGGCACAAUUUUUCUUUUACAAUUAUUUGCAUGCUAAAUAGCUGUAAAAAUAUUUUCGACAUCAUUACAAAUAGGUGGCCUCAUUAACGUUAUUUGAGAAACAGUUUCAUUUGCUUGAGGCCAUUAAACUCAGAUCCAAACAGGUGAAGGCUACUAGUUAUAACUUGUCCUCCUCUGAUCCAAAUUUUUUACCCGAAAAAACUUCCAGCUAGGGAUUGAAUUUGUAUGACAAAUAUCAGUUUGAAACCAAUUUCCUUUUCUAGGGUAAUUUCUAGAGCAAUUCCAAACCGAUUUUUUUUUCUGAUACGAAAAUACUAUGGGUUACCUUAUGAUUUUUUUUCACGAGAGAAGGCUGGAUAACGGAUGAAAUCGUGUAGGGGAUGAGAUUGUUCGAGAGAUCUUAACAAUGACGGUUAUUUGGGCGUCAAAGUGCUGGAGAGAGGACGUGAAUGAAGCGAUUGAAAGCCAUCUCCCCCCUUCACGCCCCCUCAAUAAAAGGAAUUUUUCUUUCCAUGCAUACAGCCCCCUCCCCCAUCGUCAUCACCAUCCAUUGGAAUCGCCUAUCAACGAAAAAAGCAUUUCUUACUUAACUAACUCUGUUUAUGAAUUUACUACCGUCAAAUAGAUCACUAGAGGCUCCAAAGAGAUUCCUUCAGAAUGCUACCCAUCUUGAUCAUCUGGAUUUUUUACAGUUAAGUAUGAGGGGCCAUUCAUUAUAAACCGCCUGGGGAGGGGGGAGGGGGAUUUUGGGGGAAUUAAAAGAGGGGACAGAGGGGCGAUCAGUGGUCGCAAAUAGAGUAUAAAGUGCGCAAUAAAUAAUUGUGAUCCGUUUUCAUCAAAUAAAUACACAAAUGAUAUAAAGGGCUUUUUUUCAGUAGUAAACAUUAAAUAGAAAAAAUGGUAAUCUAACUUAUAUUUCCAUGAUUGGUAGGUUUAGAAGCUGAAGCGACCAACAUCUGCAGAAUCGAAUGUGACGUGACUUUUAAAACCAUUGGAUGCUUCAAAGAUUCGGUGAGAGUGUUAUAUUUUUGGUGGGCGAGUAGAGAUCUAGAUGUAAGUAACGAAGUAAUGUGCAUUUGUUUAAAUUUUGUUUGUUAAUUUGUCUGUUUACAGACAAAGAGGACGUUGCCAAACUACAUCUUAAACGAACGCGACCCUUCAAUAAAAAACUAUGGUGGUCGAAAAAUUGAAUGGUUCAAUUGGAAUGUAUACAUGCCAGGAUUUGUUUGCCGCUGUGCCAGAAAAGCGAUGGAGCAAGGCUACGAUGUGUUUGGGGUUCAAUUCUACGGUGAGAAGGAAAUCUUGGAUUGAUUUUUCAUUAUUUUGAAAUCAAGUUCAUAUCGUUGAAAAUCAUUCCUUCAUCUGACAAAACAAACGUUAAUUCUUCGUUAUUAAUAUUUAAUCUUUUUGAUCUCUUGUAUUGAAGGCGAAUGCUGGGCAGGACACAAAUCAAGUAACGACUACAUGUCCCUGGGUAGGGCAGAGGCAGACAAAUGUUUAGGGGAUGAUUAUAAACCCUGUGGUGCAUUCGAUCGAUUUUGCGUAGGAAAACAAUGGAGCAACAUGGUUUACGAGAUCGGUGAGUUUUUGGCGUAUGUAGAUUACCUCGCAUUUAGUCUAUUUUGGCGUUACAGUUUGGAGGAGGGACCGUAAAGAUGAGGACGAUGACGCGGCAAAACAAAAGAACUAAUGUUGGGGUAGAAGAAUAGCUCAUGACGAGUAUUUGCACAUUUCUUAGUUAUUCUCUGCAAAACAACAACGUGAAAUCAUCAACAUUUGCUUGGUUUGAGGAAGGAGACCCCAACGGCCAAUUACUUGAGUUUUGGAACUGCUCAACGAUGCUCACUUACAUUUUGAUUAAAUUGAGGUGCGGCGCCGUAAGAGACAUUUCACAUUUUCCAGCCAUUCGCUGAAUUCUAACCAGAAAUAUCAAUUAUUAUUUAAUAGAUGUCUGCCUCAGCGUUACCUUAAUUCCUGACCGCUAAAGGUCACGUGAUAUCCUCUUGCGUAGACGAACGAGGCCCGACGCGAAAGGGACUGAGAUUGACCCACACAGGCAUCCAUCUUGUGUUUCAGUUUCAAUGCAUCACAUUCUUUAACUUCUCUUUAGUUGACACAACAUGUAGCCUUCAAUACGAGAAGGUUGGCUGUUUCAGGGACAGACACAGAAACCCGCGACCCCUGCCAAAUUACUUGAUGAACGAUCGCGAUGUGUUCCAUAAAAAAUUUAGCGGGAAGCUCAUCGACUGGAAGAACUGGGACACUUAUCUCCCAGACUUGGCUUGCAGAUGUGCCAAGAAGGCACAAGAAAAGGGCAUGACCUUCUUCGGUUUGCAAUUCUACGGUAAGUUAUUCAAAUUCCAUUAAGGGUACAGCAUCUAGAAACUUCUAAAAUAUCAAGCCGUCAACGUGAUACAACGCGAUCUUUGGUUCUGCUUUAUUUCGCUCCAUAAUUGGUCCAGAAACCCCGCACCACUCUUUCAACCAAUAAGAAGUAAACCUAAAACCAGACACAACUUGGUCGCCCGCGUUUUCCCGCACUAUGGGCAGUUUGGUUGUUUUUACAUCGAGUUCUCGUUUGCUGUUAAAGGUUUUUUUUCCCUCUGAUUGGUUGUUGUGAUUUUUUUGGUUUUGGUUUUUACGACACUCAAUCGAAAAGCGCUCUAAAGUUACCUACAUCCCAGCUUUUAGCCAAGAAAUGACUUCUUUUAAGCAACUUUAUGCUCUUGGAUAGGGGUACAGUCUGCUAAGAUCUUUUCUAUUCCAGGAUACGUUUUCUUUGAAAAUCUGUACAUUCUGUGUAGAAAGGAUAUAAUUCUUAAGCGUAUAUUUGUUCUUCUGUUUAAAAACAGGGGAGUGCUGGAGUGGAGACGAUGGUCAUAACACGUUUGCCUUCGAUGGCCUACACAAGGCCUGCACUGACCAAUGUUAUCAGCCGUGUCGGCGCUACAGCAAAUUCUGUGUCGGACAAAACUUUGCAAACUAUGUCUAUAAAAUAAGUGAGCAGGAUGGGUUUGCUAGAAUAUUUCAAUUUCUAAUGAAAUGACAGAACUCGUGGUCUGUUAGCAGUUAAAAUCUAUUUGCAUAUUUUAGUGAGGAAACAUAACGCAUAUUUCAGGAAACAUUGCACAUAUCCCAUAUAGCGAGAAGCUUUUCACACAUGUGCCCAUGUCGUAUUAAAAAGGUUGAACCAUAAUCAAAUAUUGUUAGAGUACUUCACCGUUGCCUGGGCUUUCAGGUUCAUUGAAAAGUCUCGCAAUAUUUUCACGUCUAUUUUCAAUUUUCACGUUCGAUCUUACUCAAUCAAUUUAAUUUAUUUGAAUGUUGAUUGUGCAAAACAACUAAACCGAAUCGCUCCAUUUUUUCUUUUUCUCUCUUUUUCUUCCAAUCCACCUAUGUCUACUCAUUAAGAGAGCGACAAAUGUGAGAUUGAAAUUGAGGCAGUUGGUUGCUUCAAUGAGGUGCGAAAUGAUCGAGCUUUGGGCGAAGAAAUCUACAACGAGGUGGACCCAUCCAGCUCAGUGUUUGCGGGGCAUAUGAUAGACCCGAAAGACUGGAAAAAUGACUUUCCUAUGUUCCUCUGCAAUUGUGCCCGUAAUGCGAAGGCCAAGGGAUACGAUCACUUUGGUGUCAACAAUUUUGGUGAGGAAACUAAAAAAUUAGUUUUUUUUUACUAUUUUUAAGCAUUACGCGUUUGAAGAUACAGACAGACGGACGGAUACGCAGGUAGUAGGUAGAUGGGUGAGCAGGCAGGCAGAGAAACGGUAGACACACAAAUAAAGAUUGGUAACCAAGCAGCCAGACAGGGCGACAAAUGGGUAACUAGGCUGUUAGACAGACACACAGUAGGGUACAAAGAGAGCGGACGGACAGGAGGGUACUCAGACAGAGGACAGACAGGAGGGUACACAGACAGCGGAAAGACAGACCAGCAGAUAGACAGUCAGACAGACGAAAAUGCAGAUAGACGGACAGACAGACACAAGGCUGUCAGACUAAUAAACCAACAUUUUAAACUCAUGGUUAGUAAGCAGUUAAUAGUCGAUGAUAAAUAGACAUAAACACGGAUAGACAUAACAACAGACCACUUUCGAGGACAUUAAAUAGUUUAGACAAAUUGGCGGAUAAUGAACUUAAAAAGCAGUUUAUAACAGACAGACAGGCAGAGAAACAGACAUGUUUUAAACAGAUUUUUGUUUGAUUCAUAUACUGACAGAUAAAAAAGUGCGUCUCUGGCCUCUGAAAAGUUUUCGUUUAUAAUAUCUGCAUUUUUUUAGAAAUAGAACCAAAGUUUCGAUCAAUACGAGGUGUGGUCGAAAAUCUAAACCAUUUUUACAGAGAUCUUAAACAUAGACUACUCAUACUGUUUUAAAAAUUCUUGCCUAGGGUCAUGUUGGAGCGAUGAAGUUGCCGCAGGGAGGUACAAUUUACAUGGCGAAUCUUCUCUCUGCUAUGAAGGUGACACCAGCAGCAAUGGAGUUCCCUCUCCUCAGUGUCCACAUGGCUCCUUGCUGUGCACUGGCGGACCAGUGACUAAUUACAUUUACAAGAUCGCGGAAUCUGGAAAGUGA
Molecule: messenger RNA, 9643 nt
Organism: Pocillopora meandrina
Lineage: Eukaryota; Metazoa; Cnidaria; Anthozoa; Scleractinia; Pocilloporidae
Source: the annotation of a GenBank genome assembly